Molecule: messenger RNA, 1434 nt
Organism: Dentiscutata erythropus
Lineage: Eukaryota; Fungi; Glomeromycota; Glomeromycetes; Diversisporales; Gigasporaceae
Source: the annotation of a GenBank genome assembly
AUGUUUUUUGAUCAUUUCAAGAAAAAUGAUCCUUGGGGUGUGAUGAUUUAUGAAGAUCACUUAGCCUUCAAUCAAAGUUCUGAAUGGAUGUUUAGCAAGGUCAAUUAUUCAUAUUAUAUAUGUUUGGAUGGCCGAUCAUUUUGCCUUUAUCCAUCAAGUAAUGGUUUGCUCUCAGAUACGUCAUUGUCUUUGACGUCAUAUAAAACAACCGCCGGACAAGCAUCUGUUCUAAAUGUUCAUUCCAAAAUUCCUGCAAAAAUGGUCGGUAAUCAACAGUCUUCUAGUUCACCGGAUAGAUAUGAUAAGCAUAAUGAAGUAAUAUCAAGACCGAAUGGUCGAUCCGUCAAAUCAAACGUGAAUAGUGUCUCUCAUGAAUAUUUUUCAAAUAAAAACCAGCUACUUAUGGAGAAAACAAUGGAAUUUACUUUCUCUGGGCCGAUCCGAUCUUUAGCGCUGUUCAUCUCUUUCAGUGAAAAUGUGACAAACGAAUGGUCCGCUAAGGAAUUCCACAGAUUUGGGUUUCAUUCAAUAUUCAAAUCAUUUAACAUUGCUGAUCAUACCAAAGCGUAUGAAUUUAUCCUUGAUUGUGCAGUAAACUGUUGGGCCAACAUGUGGAAAAUUGUUGUUAUGGUGUCAUCAGACCUCAAAAUUGAUAAAAAAGAAAUUUGUGAAUUUGUUAAAAAAAUUCGUAAAGUCUUUGACAGACUUACCUUGGAUGUUAUAGUCAUUCGUUUAUGCUGUGAGUCAAAUUUUCAAUCACAUUUAAAAUGGAGAAUUAAUAAAGAUAAGUCAUUCGUCGUUGUGGUUUAUGAAAAAGACACGAUUAAAGAAUCUUUUGAAGUCUUAUUAUACGAAAUAUGUAGAGCUCAGCAGUCAACCGAAAGAUCUUACAUUAAUUUUUAUAGCAAGUGCGAUCCAUACUAUGAAUUUACUAAUUUUUUUCCGGUUCCUGUUAUAAUUGAUGGUGUCAAAUGGCCAACAGCAGAAAAUUAUUUCCAAGCUAAAAAGUUUAAAUAUCAAGAAAUUUGUAAUGAAAUUCGAGAAGCACAGUCUGCCAGAGAGGCAUUCAAUAUCGGUCGAUGCUAUGACCGUUAUAAACGUCAUGAUUGGGAGCAUAAGAUACCAAAUACAAGAGAAAUUUUUAAAGAAAAUGUGAUGCGAACCGCAUUAAUGGCCAAAUUUGGCCAACAUGAGCACUUAAAAUACUUGUUACUGUCAACUGGAAAUAUUCCAUUUUUCGAGCACACAAAAAAUGAUUCAUAUUGGGGCGACGGAGGUGAUUUUGGGGGAGGACAGAAUAAAUUAGGAAUACUUUUACGAGAAGUGAGAGAAUUUUAUAUGUUAAAAGAAGUUCAAAAGAUUGCGAGUAAGUAUGAGAGGAAUUAUGAAAAGUGGAUCGUAGAAGAACUGCAUGAAUUGCAACAAUUUGAAUAG